AUGAAACCCCUCCCUUUCCCAUUCCCCUUAAACAUCGGCACAGACAUCGUCCACAUCCCACGAAUAACCCGCCUCCUAGCGCGCCCAAACUACCUCGGCCGCUUCACGCGCCGCAUCCUCUGCCACACCGAGCAAUCAGACUUCUACACCCGAUUCAGCGACUCCCUUGAAGCCCAAAAAGCCGCCCACCAACAACCGCCCCCCGUCCCGGCCGAUGUAACGCGCUGGCUGGCCGGACGCUUCGCGGCCAAGGAGGCGGCGCGCAAGGCGGCACCGGAGGGCGCGGCUUCAAUUGGCUGGAAGGAUGUUAUAGUUCGGGUUCAGGAGGAUGGAGGUGCGUUUGGGGUUGGGGUCAGUCGCAGGCCUGAGAUUGUAUAUCUUCCCCGCGGAGAUGGGGAUGAAGGGAGGGUUGCGAAAUUGUCGAUAUCUCAUGAUGGGGAGUAUGUUGUUGCUACGGUUUUAGCAGCUGGGUGA
Messenger RNA from Penicillium soppii, 474 nucleotides. RefSeq lists its product as uncharacterized. Gene Ontology annotation, molecular function: magnesium ion binding; holo-[acyl-carrier-protein] synthase activity. Lineage: Eukaryota; Fungi; Ascomycota; Eurotiomycetes; Eurotiales; Aspergillaceae. The record is from RefSeq and is a predicted model, not a curated record. Gene Ontology annotation, biological process: fatty acid biosynthetic process. Bases 1 to 474 code for a protein of 157 amino acids. The transcript has a single exon.